AUGGCUGAAUAUGAUCUCACUGCAAAAUUAGGUCGAUAUUUCGAUCGGCACCUUGUGUUUCCCUUAUUGGAAUUUUUAACUGAACGCAAUAUCUUCGAUGAGAAAGAAAUUCUUCAAGCUAAAUAUGAUCUUUUACAAUUUACAACUAUGGUUGAUUUUCAACUGGAUAUUUAUAAAAAACUUCAUCCAGAUGGACAAGAACCAAUGGAAUUAAUCGAAAAACGCGAGGGUAUUGUAGCUCGUUUUAAUGAACUUUCGGAAGCUGUUCAACCAUUACUCGAUGCUGUUGUAACAGAAGAUGCAGCUCGACUUAUUGAGCAUCAACGAAAUAGUGAUUCAAUGUUUACAUUAGACUACUUAAAAGAAAAAUUUAAUAUUGAACGAAGUAUGGUCAAUGAUCUUUAUGCAUUCGCUCGUUAUGUUUAUGAUUGUGGUGAUUAUUCUCGAGCCGCUACAAAUUUAGGUCUCUAUCGAGCACUUGUUCCAAAUAAUGAUAAAAAUAUGAUGUCAUGUUUAUGGGGUAAAUUGGCAUCUGAAAUUCUCAUGCAACGUUGGGAAGAUGCUUAUGAUGAUUUAAAUCGUUUAAAAGAUGCCAUUGAAACCAGUAAUUCUCGCUCAUCAUUAGAGUUACUACAUCAACGUACAUGGUUUAUUCAUUGGUCAUUAUUUGUUUAUUUUAAUCAUCCAAAGGGUCGUGAUGAUCUCGUACAAUUGUUUCUUAGCUCAGCAUCAUCACCGGCAAAUCAAACAAAUCUAUAUUUAAAUACUUUACAAACAACAGCACCACAUUUAUUACGUUAUUUAGCUGCAGCUGUUAUUAUUAAUCCGCGAAAGAAAAAUGAAAGAACACUAAGAGAACUUGUUAAAAUUAUUCAACAGGAAUCAUAUGCAUUUCGUGAUCCUAUAACAGAAUUUCUCGAAUGUCUUUAUGUUCACUUUGAUUUUGAUGGUGCACAAAAGAAAUUACGUGACUGUACAGCUGUACUUAAUAAUGAUUUUUUCCUUGUUGGUUGUGCUGAGGAAUUUAUGGAAAAUGCUCGUUUACUAAUAUUUGAAACAUUUUGUCGUAUUCAUCAUUGUAUUAAAAUUGAUAUGCUUGCAGAAAAAUUAAACAUGAGUCCAGAUGAAGCUGAGCGUUGGAUUGUGAAUUUAAUACGUAAUGCGAGCUUAGAUGCCAAAAUUGAUUCACAACAAGGAACAGUUGUUAUGGGCUCACAAGCAUUAUCACCAUAUCAAACGAUCAUUGAGAAAACAAAGAAUUUAUUUAAUAGAACACAAAAUUUAGCACAGAACAGCGAACGAAAAAGAGAUACAAAUGCAAACUGGGGUAAUUAUCAGACACAACUAUCACAGACAAAUAGUGGAAUUGUUCCAUUUAUAGAGUGA
Rotaria socialis is the source of this 1386-nucleotide messenger RNA. The record is from the annotation of a GenBank genome assembly. Lineage: Eukaryota; Metazoa; Rotifera; Eurotatoria; Philodinida; Philodinidae.